AUGGCUCAAGCAGAAAGGCUAGUGCUUAAGGAUGUUCCCAUGCUUCUUGAUGUAAACAUUACGGGAUGGUCAAGGUCAUACAACUUUGUAAGAGACGUAGCUGUUUCUUGGCUUUCCAGCUGCCUGUCGAAACUGGAGGUCCUUACCUUAUUUGACUUGUCUUCGCCUUCGGAUCAGCCUCAUGAGCAGAUUCUCGAGCUUCCUCAACUAUCGAGUUUGAAGCAGUUGACCUUGCUGGUUUAUGCAUCGAAAGAUCGCGGCCUGAUUGGAUGUACUUCUUUGAUUAAGGCUUCACCCAACUUGGAGAAGUUCGUCUUAAAGUUGCAGUUGUAUUCUGAUAUCAAAAGAAGCAACAGAGAGUUUAAGAAAGCCAAAAAUUAUCCUCAUCAACAUCUUAAAGUGGUGAAAAUAUCCGGAUACUAUGGUCGGAAAAGUGAAGUUGAACUUAUCAAUUAUUUCUUAGAAAUUGCUAUAGCCCUUGAGAAUAUUAUAGUCGACCCUCAUGAAGAGUUGACGUACCGGUCUCGGUCCAUGCAUGAAGAGAAUUAA
Coffea arabica (coffee) is the source of this 549-nucleotide messenger RNA. RefSeq lists its product as uncharacterized. The record is from RefSeq and is a predicted model, not a curated record. Lineage: Eukaryota; Viridiplantae; Streptophyta; Magnoliopsida; Gentianales; Rubiaceae.